AUGGCGCCAGUCAUGCGGGUGCUCAUUUGGAUCUUCAUCCCUCUCGGCUGGCCCAUUGCGAAGCUGCUCGAGCUCAUUCUCGGCGCACACCACGGCAUCGUGUACCGCCGCAAGGAACUGCGCGAGCUCAUCAAGAUCCACGCCGCGAACGGCCACGCCGGUGGCGAUCUCGACUGCGACACUGUCAUCAUCGCCCAGGGGGCUCUUGACCUCGCUCAGAAGACGGUUCAGUCUGCCAUGACGCCCAUUGACGAUGUGUUCAUGCUCCCGAUCGAUGCUACUUUGGAUUACAAGACCCUCGACCGGGUUGUUCGCUCUGGCCACAGUCGCAUCCCCGUGUACACGAUGAUCGAGGUCCCCGACAUUGACCUGACUCGCCCCACUCCCGGUCCUCCCAAGACGAAGACGGUCAAGAAGAUCAUCGGUAGUAUGCUCGUCAAGAGCUGCGUGCUCCUUGACCCCGACGAUGCCACGCCUCUGGCUUCCAUCCCGAUCAACUCGCUUCCCACUGUGCCCUACGACGAACGCCUCACCAACGUCCUGAACGUUUUCCAGGAGGGCCGCUCGCACAUGGCCAUCGUUUCGCGCCGCGGUCGUGUCGCCGACGCCACUUGCAACGAGCAGUCUGUCGCCGCUGUUGCUGCCGGCAGUCUUCGUCAGCGGUUCAUGCGCUCCGUCCGUGGCAAGGGAGGCUCUGACGCCGACACUGUCGACGUCGAGCAGGGCUUCUUGAAGCUUUUCCGCAAGAAGAGCGGGGGGACCCCCAUGUCUAGCACUACUGCUGUGAACGACACAAUCGACCCCACUGCCACUGGUAUCACCGACGAGAAAGCCGCCACUGAGCAGCAGCACCGCCAGCAGGCUCGUCGUUCGGUCUCUGUUGCGAAGAAGGCGACUCGCCUCAGCCAGCUUGACCAGGCCGUCCCUGCUGAUGCUGCAAUCCCCGAUGAGAAGCUCGUUCAGUUCUUCGAUACUCUCGAGGGUCAGCCGCUCGGCAUCAUCACACUCGAGGAUGUUCUUGAAGAGCUCAUCGGCGAGGAGAUCUAUGACGAAUACGAUAAGCACGACGGCACGGACUGCUCCUUUGUCCCCAUGGAAGACGUCGACUACUUGGCCAAGUCGGCCAGUUACGCGACUCUGGGCCGCGCAUCCCGGAUUACGACUAGCGAUGUGUCUGCUCCUCUUCCUCUCUCAGCGGACGGAGCCGUAAUCGAGGCGACGCCCGAGCCGAUCGCUCGUCCGACGUCGCCUCGUCCAAGUGUCCAGUCCAAUACCCGUCCUGUCACCCCUACUUCUCUCCUUCUCGAACGCAACUGCAUUACAUCUGCCGACGUCGGCUCCAUGCGUCUGCGCGCUCAUUCAGGAGUCACUCUUGCUCCUGCCACCGGCAAUGAGGUCGUUGGGACUUCCACCGCGAACGAGCUCGGCAGUAGGCGCGCUUCCCGUUCUUCCUUCAAGUCGGCUCCGUUGUCUCGCGCGGUUACACCGAUCGGCAGUCGCUGCCCCAGCCCUGCGCCGGCGAGCGAUGCGGUAGAGGUCGUUGGAGGAGAGGCGAGUAGGAACGUCACCCAGUAG
Trichosporon asahii var. asahii CBS 2479 is the source of this 1575-nucleotide messenger RNA. RefSeq names its product morphology protein, Mam3p. Gene Ontology annotation, cellular component: intracellular membrane-bounded organelle. Gene Ontology annotation, biological process: magnesium ion homeostasis. Bases 1 to 1575 code for a protein of 524 amino acids. Lineage: Eukaryota; Fungi; Basidiomycota; Tremellomycetes; Trichosporonales; Trichosporonaceae. The transcript has a single exon. The record is from RefSeq and is a predicted model, not a curated record.